ACUCUGAAAUUUGGAAGUCUGUAAAUCGAAAAUGUGUUAUGUGGGCAAAGCAACUAAGAUCUUCAUCUUCAUUGUCACCGUUUUGGUGGUUCUUGGUCUAGUUCUUGGCUUCGGAUUUAUGCGCCACGGCCUCCAAAAAUCCCACAAGUGCUCCGGCAACUCCUGUUUUUCCCCUCCGGCCGUCUUUUCCAACCCCAAUUCGGCUACUCCCGGUGGCGCCGCCCCCAUCUCCGCAUCCAAUCAGCCGCAGAACCCACCAAGCCCACCGUAUUCCAAUCCAAACCCACCACCCCAAAAUUCGAUUCCAGCUUUUCCGCCUCCUUCUGACACUACGCUGGCUUCCCCGCCUCCGCCUGACGUAAUUGCGACUUCCCCACCUCCGCCUGACGCUAUUCCGAUUUCCCCACCUCCACCUAAUACCAUCCCAAAUCCCUUACCGCCACCACCACCGACGGCAGCAUCUCAAUCUCCGCCUGCCCCAGAAACUGAAGCAGCGCCGCCGUUAACUCCGCCCAGUACGACGAUGUUGGAAAGCUGAUUUGUGGGGGAGUGAAGUUAGGGAUGCUUUCUCUGAAAUGUCUGAACUGAACCAUUUUCAGACAAAUGUGGUCUCUCCGAGGUAAACGAAGCUUUCUUUUUAGCUUCUAUACACAGACAAAGUACAGAUUUUAGCGGAGUCCCAUGUUCAAAUUUGCAGAUGUUUCGCAGUAACAACCUAGCUUGUCUUCAAGACGCACAGAUUUCUCAAAGAUAAUGGCUUUGUCUUUGUGAGCACUGGCUCGAAUUGAAACCUAUGGAUAAAAGCCACUGAUGUUCCAUCAAACGGCUGAGGUCUCCUUGCCUUUGUAAUUAAUUUCUACGGCCUUAAAAUUGAGUCCAAGCUGCAAAAGUUUGUCUUUAACCACGUGAUAAUAGGGUGGCUACAAAGAAGUUUUGAAGGUUUAUUGACCCUGGCAAAUAGGGUAUAUACCCUACAAACUAAAGGACAAGAGUUAAAUUUGGAGGGGACGUGGCUUUGGUACUCUGCCAACUGUAACCAUUAAAUUAAGGUUUAGAAUUUAUAAACUGCUGCGGUGUUAUAAUUCAUGUCAUGCACGAGGAUCAGUGACCGGUCACCGGAAUCUUGCCGGCUUCUGCGGCGGACGGCGGCAAGUCUCUUGAUUAGUUCCGACAGUUGAAUGAGAGGACAGUCAUGUGGGAAUUGAAGAGGAGAUUUAAAGAGAUAUUGGGCCCUUUGUGAUCUUAGCCUUAAUCCCCAUUGUUUAUAGGCUGAAGCGCACCAAGAUUGGAGAAGUUGUGAAUGUCUAUUUUUCUUUUUCUUGGGUAGAAAAUGUGAUUGAUAUUAAGGAGGUGUUUGUUUAGGGUGAGAGUGAGAGUGAGAGUGAGAGGGAAUGAGUUAGACAUCCUAAGCUCAACUCUUAUUUGGAGUAAGGAUCUAGGAAGUUUGGUUUCUUGCAGCUUUUUUUCGUGGGUUUUAUUUCGUGGGUUUUAAUAAUAAACACUAUUCAAAUCUAUGGGUUUCUUUUUUUUCUUUUUUCUUUUCUUAAUUUAAUCUAAGAAGUUUGUCUGCCAACUUCUGGACACCAAUUCGAUGACUGUCGUUAGCCAACCCCGACCACAACUUUCAAUGAUCGCUGGCGCCCAACCUUCGACCACCAACGGUCACUACCGCCUCUGGCUGCCACUUCCAACAACGCAAACAUUUUUUUC
This is a messenger RNA of Benincasa hispida (wax gourd), 1710 nucleotides long. The record is from RefSeq and is a predicted model, not a curated record. Lineage: Eukaryota; Viridiplantae; Streptophyta; Magnoliopsida; Cucurbitales; Cucurbitaceae.